Messenger RNA from Uranotaenia lowii, 4593 nucleotides. RefSeq lists its product as uncharacterized. Gene Ontology annotation, molecular function: RNA-DNA hybrid ribonuclease activity; zinc ion binding; nucleic acid binding. The record is from RefSeq and is a predicted model, not a curated record. The transcript has 3 exons. The coding region runs from base 1 to 4593 and encodes 1530 amino acids. NCBI's taxonomy places the organism in Eukaryota, Metazoa, Arthropoda, Insecta, Diptera, Culicidae.
AUGGUGGAUCCCAAUCCACCUUGGGGCCACAAAACCCCUACAUCCAAACAAAAUUAUGGACGAUCUCUUCCCACCUGGAUGGAUCCUAAAGGAUUGCACGGUGAAGUUCAGUUCUUGAUCCUAAGUGCCCAAGAAAACUUCAAACUACCCAGCAACCCUUUUGUUGUUUCCAAAUCCAUCGACCGAGUGGUCGGGAGGAUUUACGGAGCAAACCCCAUUAACAACGGAGAAGCUUAUCUGCUGAAAAUCAGAAGCAUUGAACAGGCCAAUAACUUGCAAGGAUUAACGGAACUGAUCGACGGAACGAAAAUUGUCAUCGCACCCCACCCAACACUCAACACAUGCCAACGGGUUGUUUCCUGUCGUGAGGCCGUCGGGCUUUCAGACGAGGAAAUCCAGGAAAACCUAGCCGACCAGGGCGUUACUAAAGUUUAUCGUUUCAUAAAGAAAAUCGACGGCAAAUCUAUUCCUACAAAUUCCAUGGUCCUGACCAUAAAAGGAACUGUAGCACCAGACUUCAUCUACUUCGGGUACAUUCGCACUCCUACCCGACCAUACUAUCCGAGACCACUCAUCUGCCUGAAAUGCGGAAAGUUUGGUCAUUCGAAGCUGAGAUGUCAACAACCUGUGAAGUGCUUGAACUGUGGGGAAUCUCCUUCCCAUGAAGACUGCUCCAAAGAACCACACUGUCUGAACUGUGAUGGGCCCCACCCUACUAUGAGCCGCUCCUGUCCAGUUCAGAAAGAGGAACAGGAAAUAGUCAAGAUCCGUGUAGACUUGGGAAUACCACAAGGAGCCGCGGUCAAAGAAUUCCGGAAACGUCAAAAGGUUGGCCAAACAACUAGCAAUAUCCAGCAACGUCUCUCAAAUCCUGCAGAAGAAGAAAAGGCAAAAGACCUAAGAAUUUUACAACUUGAACAACAAAUACAUAAACUCACAACGCAACUCCAACAACUGUUAGCUGUACCAGAACAGGAAUCAACCACCGAAACAGAAACUGACAACUCAGAAACCACUACCAUCACCUGCAGCAGCCAAGACUCCAAAACAACCAAACGCAGCCGACGCAACCGUAGGUCCAAAGAUGACAAACCUGCCAAAAGAAAUUCAACUCCGAAGAAACAGUGCCUUGAAUCCGACUCCAAACCAGGCCCAUCCAAACCUUGCAACACCCAAUCCCCCAUUCAACAACAGACCGGCCUACAAGGCGCUGGAAUUGCCAUCAAAAUUGGAUUCCCUUUCGUUCACCUGCCCAUCAAUUCAUCACUCAAUGUAGUUGCCAUACGUCUUAACUCUCCUAUCGAGAUUUCAAUCGUUUCACUCUAUAUCUCUCCCAAAGUGUCAUAUCAAGAAUUCAGAAACCAAUUAGAAGAUAUAUUGAGUCAAGUACCCGCACCUGUCCUCCUUCUGGGUGACUUCAAUGCUCACUCUACAGAAUGGGGUUGUUCCCACACCGACCGAAAAGGAUCGUUACUUGAAGACCUCGUAAUGAAUAAAAAUUUGACCAUCCUCAACAACUCUCUCCCCACCCGAAUCUGCCCCGUAACCGGUAACACAUCUGCUAUAGAUCUUAGCAUUGUUUCCUGGAAUAUGGGUUCUAAAUUCAAUUGGAAAGUCCUGGAUGAUUGUUUUGGCAGUGAUCAUUUCCCUAUCUCGAUAUUCUUGGAACCCUCGACUCCCGGUUCCAUCAUCAGACCUCGGUGGAAAUAUGAUGGUGCCGACUGGAUUGGCUAUCAAAUAGACCUCGAACAAAGUCUGGAAAGAGAACCCCCACACAACACUGAAACUUUUUCCAAACUAAUCACCGACACAGCUCGAAAGCAUAUUCCUAGAACCACCGGAGUCCCCGGUAGACCCUCGGUCCCCUGGUGGAACUCAGAAGUCCGAAAAGCGAUCAAACUCCGUCGAAAAACAAUGAGAUUUCUCAAACGUCUUGACAACGACGAUCCACGCAAAGAAACUGCUCUUCUGGAGUUUAAGGCAGCACGUUCGUCAGCCCGUUCCGUUGUCAAAAAGGCCAAACAGGAUUGCUGGAAACAGUUUUUGGAAGAAAUCAACCCAUCAACCCCCUCUUCCAAACUAUGGGAAAAAAUCAAACGUCUCAAUGGUGUCAAUAGGACCAGUCAAUUCCAUCUUCUUCUCAACCAACAAUACACCAAUGAUCCUGCAAUACUUGCGGACUCUUUUUGCAAUUUUUUCUCUUCCAUCUCCUCCCCGGAUCACAACUCUCAACAUACUACAAUAGACUUCUCCACCAACCUACACCUCGACUAUAACACCGAUUUCAGCAAAAAAGAACUGGAUAAAGCCCUUGAAAAAGGAAAAGGAAACUCUGCUGGAAUGGAUGAAAUCGGGUAUCCUUUGCUUAGAAAUCUUCCACCAAUAGGGAGAGCUAUUCUCCUCAACAUCCUAAAUGAGAUCUGGCACAGUGGAGAUAUUCCCAACCAAUGGAAACAAGGACUUGUAAUUCCCAUUCCCAAACCAAACCAGGACUUACACCAGCUGAACAGCUAUCGUCCCAUUACACUCCUUGAAUGUAUGGGCAAAAUCCUUGAGCGUAUGGUUAAACGGAGAUUAGUUUCUAUCCUCGAGAAAGAUAACCGCUUUGAUUAUCGACAAUUUGGUUUUCGUCCUGGUCUCGCUACCGACGAUCACUUAACAACAUUGGAAAGCAUAUUGGAAAAUGCCCUAUCAAAUAACCGACAUGUAGAAUGUUUAUCCCUCGAUCUGUCGAAAGCCUUCGAUCGAGUAAGCCGCUACAGAAUUCUCUCCUCGAUCAGAGAAUGGGGGAUUGUGGGUAGAAUGGGAAAUUACAUACAAAGCUUCCUAACAAACAGAACAGCGAGAGUAUUCAUAGACGGUAAAUACUCGUCACCCCGAGUCAUACAUGACGGAGUACCUCAAGGUUCGGUGAUAGCUCCAACGCUUUUCCUGAUCGGCUUACAAUCCGUUUUUAGGAUCGUGCCUGAAGAUACCGAAAUAUUGGCCUACGCUGACGACCUCAUCUUAAUAUCAUCCUCUCCAUACUCCCGCAUUGCUCGGAAAAAGCUUCAACUAGCCGUCGACAAGAUUUCCACCUGGGCCCCUACAGUUGGAUUCACCUUUGCACCGGAAAAAUCCAAACUGAUGCACCUAGGUCCUCAUAGAAAAAGAUUGCGUAAGAUCCCUCCGCUGAAAAUGCAGAACAAGAACAUUCCCCUGGUUCGGUCAGCCCGAAUUCUUGGGGUCUGGAUAGACGACCAACUUCGUUUCACCAAACACAUCAACUGCGUCCGUAACGCCGCCAAAAGAAAGCUGAAUAUUCUCAAAAAACUCUGCUGCUCGAACUGGGCGGGAUCUCGCUCAUCAUUACAUCUGUUUGUCCACGGAUGGUUGCUACCAACAAUUCUCCAUGGAGUCGGUUUUUUUAGCCGAGGACCCGAAAAAGUACUGGAAAAAUUGGAACCGUUGUACAACCAGGCAAUCCGUUACAUAAGUGGUUGUUUCAAAAGUAGCCCUAUUCCAUCAGUGAUGGUGGAAAGUGGGCAGUUACCGUUUAAAUACAUCCUUACAAAGGCUCUUUCUAUCAAGGCUAUCAGAUGGUUAUCGUUGAAUCGGAAUCAGGAAGUUCCUAUGGUUCAUCGUGCACAAAUGUUUUUAAACAGAAUCCAAGCCUCUAUACCUGCCAUCUGUCCUCGAUACGACCCAAGGUUGCAAAAAUGGAAUGCGUCCACUCCCAAAGUAGACCUGUCUCUGCUUUCCAAAAUAAAGGCUGGCACAAAUCCGUCCUAUGUACUGCCUCAUUUCUACCAUCUUGUCGAACGGAAAUACAAAGACGUCCCAAAAUUGUACACCGAUGGAUCGAAAACGCUCGAUGGGAGAGUGGGUUGUGGUAUUACGAGCGAGAACAUAAAUGUCUCACUUCCUCUGCCAUCGAUCUGCUCGGUCUUUAGCUCUGAAGCAUUCUCUCUACUGUCAGCUGCCCAAAAUUAUUGCCCAACUACACAAUCCGUGAUCUUCUCGGAUUCAGCCAGUGUUUUGAAAGCGGUUUCUGUGGGAAACAUCAAACAUCCAUGGAUAGUUACUCUGUCAGAAGUCGCCAUCCAGAAAGGUAUAACGCUGUGCUGGAUUCCCGGACACUCAAACAUUGCCGGCAAUGAACGAGCGGACCACCUUGCGGCAGCUGGUAGUCAACUCGAUCCCCAAAACCAAACGAUUCCCUCCCCUGACGCUUUGAAAUGGGUAAAACGACACAUCACAUUAGCAUGGUCCCAGACCUGGAACAUUAUAGCCCAGAAUAAAUUGAGAGAAGUAAAAAAUACUACUGAAGCAUGGAUCGACCGAGCAUCUUUUCGAGAAAGGCGAAUACUGACACGGCUUCGUAUAGGUCACACCCGGUUGACCCACGGAUACCUGAUGGCCAUGGAUGACCCUCCUAUGUGUGUUGCCUGCCAGGUCCAACUCAGCAUAAAACAUAUUCUUCUAAACUGCCCUUGCUACCAGCAAGCUAGGAUCGAGUCCGGUCUUGGGAACAGUCUUAGACAGAUCCUAUCCAACUGUCCCAUCGAAGAGAAGAAAAUUAUACUGUUUCUUCAAAAAAGUGAUAAUGGAUAA